AUGUCUGACUCCGUCGUCGCUGUCGUCGCCCCCGUCGUUGCUGCACCGGCACCCGCCGCUGUCGCCGCCGCUCCGGUUGCCAAGAAGACCAACGCCCCGAAGGCUCCGAAGGCCGCCAAGAUUCCAAAGGCCAAGACUCCAUCGUCGCACCCGCCAUACAUCUCGAUGAUCCAGUCCGCCAUCAAGCAACUCAAGGAUCGCAAGGGAGCUUCGAAGCAGGCUAUCCUCAAGUACAUCUCGCAGAACUACAAACUCGGAGACAAUGUGAUCCAGGUAAGAAACACUACCUCUAGUAGUCCCCUAGUAUCCGUAUUUUUCAAAGACACAAAUUAAUUUCAUUCUUCUUUCAGAUCAACUCCCACCUUCGACAGGCCCUUAAACGCGGAGUCGUCAGCAAGGCUAUCGUUCAGGCCGCCGGAUCCGGCGCCAACGGUCGCUUCAAGGUGCCAGAGAAGACCGCCCCAGCCACUACUGCCGUCAAGAAGAGUGCCCCAGCCCCGAAGAUCGCCGUCUCCAGAAAGAUCACCGGACCACAGGCUGCUGUCAAACCGAAAAAAGCCGCCGCCAAGCCGAAGAAAGCUGCUGCUGUUGCUGGUGCUAAGAAGACCAAGAAGGCCGCCUCGCCAAAGAAGAUCGCCAAGCCUGUCGCCAAGAAAGCCAAGAAGCCAGUCACCCCGAAGAAGGCCGCUGCUCCGAAGAAGGCCGUUGCUGCCAAGCCGAAGAAGGCUGCCGCUAAACCAGCCGCCGCCAAGGCCUAA
Messenger RNA from Caenorhabditis sp. 36 PRJEB53466, 758 nucleotides. The record is from the annotation of a GenBank genome assembly. NCBI's taxonomy places the organism in Eukaryota, Metazoa, Nematoda, Chromadorea, Rhabditida, Rhabditidae.